This is a messenger RNA of Scomber japonicus (chub mackerel), 4651 nucleotides long. Its product is annotated as DDB1- and CUL4-associated factor 1-like. The coding region runs from base 41 to 4651 and encodes 1536 amino acids. Gene Ontology annotation, molecular function: nuclear estrogen receptor binding; histone H2AT120 kinase activity. The transcript has 29 exons. Gene Ontology annotation, cellular component: Cul4-RING E3 ubiquitin ligase complex; nucleus. The record is from RefSeq and is a predicted model, not a curated record. Lineage: Eukaryota; Metazoa; Chordata; Actinopteri; Scombriformes; Scombridae. Gene Ontology annotation, biological process: protein ubiquitination.
AGCCGUGUCUGCCGCGCUGUCGGCCGCCGUGUCGGCAGCGAUGGCCGUUGCCAUGGCAGUGGACGCCAAGGCAGAGCUCGCCAAGCUGCUGGACGAAUGGGAGGAGACGCAGCAGGGAACCACCGAGGCUCUGGUCUCCAUCCUCACCAAGAUAUCGGAGCUGAUUGAACGGGAGACGGGAGAGUAUCACAAAGCAGACCCCGACCCGUUUGAUGAUCGGCAUCCAGGACGAGCAGAUCCAGACUGCAUGCUGGGACAAAUCCUGAAGAUGCUGUUUAGGAACGACGACUUUACAAACGCGCUGUUGGACACGUAUAUAAUGACCAGCAGAGAGCUGAAUCUCAACACAGCCGCCUGUCGUCUGCUGCAGAACAUCAUGCCGGGUCUGGAGACGGGCGUCGUCUUCCAAGAGAAGGAAGGUCUUAUUGAGAAGUUGUUCUCCUGGGCUCGUGAAGCGGAGCGUCCGCUGUGCGUCUACGCUACGGGUCUGCUGGCCAGAGCCAUGAGCAACCAGGAAGUGGCGGCGAGCUACCGAGAGGAGAACGCUCUGCUCGUUCCCGUCAUGAUUCAGCGACUCUGUGAGCUGCAGUCUGAAGGGUCUCAGAGUCACUCAGGUCCCACAGAAACCCCCCAGAACCUACCUCAGGACUCUCAGGUCGAAGGCACGCGGACUUCAAACACCUCAACGGAGAAGACGGAGGAAGAGGAGGAGGAAGGAGAGAGCAGCAGGAAGGCGUCAAAAACGGCUGCAGCGGCGGCGGCGGCGGCGGGUACCGGCAGCGGCGGCUCGGCCCGACUGAUCCCAGACUUCGUUUACCAGGCGAGCCCGGACGUCCCCUCCAGGGAGACGGAGGGAGGAAGAGGAGGAGGAGGAGGAGGAGGAGGAGGGGGAGGAGGAGGGAAGAGGCAGGUGGUGAAGGAGAACGGGAGGAAGGCGAAGCAGAAGCUCAACUUCACCUCCUCCUCCUCCUGCAGGGCUGAGGAUGAGGAGGAGGAGGAAGAGGAGGUGCAGAGGACCUCCCAGCAGGCCAACAGCACCCCCUGGUCCGAGAUGAGCUCCAUGGUGAUCGGCUCCGACUACCGGCUGCUCCCGCUCAGCCCGGCCAUGGAGCAGAGGCUCAUCCUGCAGUACCUGACUCCGCUGGGAGACUACCAGGAGCUGCUGGCCGUCUUCAUGCAGCUGGACACUCGGGUGCUGCUGAUGAACUACAUCGACCUGCGGAGGACCAAAGACGUCCAGCUCAUCUUCGACGCUCUCUUGUAUCUGGCCUCGCUGCUCCUCCAUAAGAAGUUUGCAGCAGAGUUCAUCGCUCACGGAGGAGUCCAGAAACUCCUCGAGAUCCCGAGACCUUCGAUGGCGGCGACUGGAGUUUCUCUCUGCCUGUACUACCUGGCUUAUAACCAGGACGCCAUGGAGAGGGUGUGCACACUGUCGGACGGCGUGCUGUCAGACAUGGUGUCCUACGCUCUGUGGCUGCUGGAGUCGUCCCAUGCGUCGGGCGUCUGCCACGCCACCAUGUUCUUCUCCAUCUCCUUCUCCUUCAGAGCCGUGCUGCAGCUGUUUGACCAACAGGACGGCCUGCGCAGGCUCAUCAACCUGGUCAGUACUUUAGAGAUUCUCAACAUGGAAAACGAGGUUUCCAUAAUGAGCGAUGACCAGGUGUUCUCCAGCCGGCAGACGGCCAAACACACCUGCAUGGCUCUGCGCAGGUAUUUUGAGGCUCACCUGUCUGUGAAGGCUGAGCAGGUCAAACAGUCGCUGCAGUCAGACGGAGGAAGCGUCGUCGCCCAGCAACCUUUCUACAAGGCGUACGCGUACACCAGAGAGCAGGUGGUGGAGGUGAUGGAGUUCCUCAUCGAGUGCGGACCGCAGCUCCACUGGGAACCCGUGGAGGUUUUCUGCAAGUUGUCCUGCGUUCAUUUAAUGCUGCAGCUCAUUUCAGCGGCCUGCGACUGGAGGACGUACUACGGCAGGAGCGACACGGUGCGUUACGCGUUGGACAUCCUCGCCAUCCUGACGGUGGUUCCUAAGGUCCAGUUGGUUCUGGCCGACACCGUGGAAGUAAGAGAUGAAACCAGGUCGGCUGUUUCCACCGUGGGUAUGAGCAUCAUCUUCGGUGUUGCAGAGGGAGAAGUAUUCGUCAAUGAUGCUGAGAUCCAGAAGUCUGCACUACAAGUGAUAAUAAACUGUGUGUGUGCUCCAGACCAGAGCCUGAACACUGUGGGGGCUUUCGCUGUGACCCCCAUCAGGCCGUCGAUGCACCCCCAGCAGCCCCCCACCCCCCACAACAGGGUGCUGGCCCACAUGUGGCAGGUGGUGCAGAACAACAAUGGAAUAAAGGUUCUCCUGUCGCUGCUCUCGGUGAAGAUGCCGAUCACAGACGCAGACCUGAUCCGCUCGCUGGCCUGUAAAGCUCUGGUCGGACUCUCUCGCAGCACAGCCAUCAGACAGAUCAUCAGCAAGCUGCCGCUCUUCAGCAGCGGACACAUUCAACAGCUGAUGAAGGAGCCGGUGCUGCAGGACAAACGGAGCGAGCACAUCCGUUUCUGCCGGUACGCCGCCGAGCUGACGGAGCGAGUGUCCGGGAAGCCUCUCCUCAUCGGCAGCGAUGUCUCAUUGGCUCGCCUGCAGAGGGCCAACGUGGUCGCCCAGUCGCGGAUCACCUUUGCCGAGAAGGAACUCCUCAUGCUGAUCAGAAACCACCUGGUGGCCAAAGGGCUCAACGACACGGCCAACACGCUCAUUAAAGAGGCCAACUUAUCCGUGGCCUGUCAGAACUCUUCCUCCUGUAUCACCCCCUCCUCUUCCUCAGUGAUUCCCAGAACCUGUCGGAUCGCCGGCGGGAUCGCAGCUCGCAUCGCCAGCCAUCACGGAUCUUCUCCCGUGUCCUCCAUCACAGCGGCCUCCCCGUCUACCUCUCGCUCUCCGGUCCUUGCUCACCCGUCGCCCCUGUCCUCUUCGUCAGCCCCGGCCCUUCCUACUCCUCACCCGGUUCCUCACGGUCAGGGUUCCCCUCUGGUCGGCCGGAUUCUGUUCUCGCGGGAACGUUCGUUGGCCUGUUGCAGCACCGGGAAAAGACUGCGAGCGCUGAAACAGAAAUCUGAUCACGGUGCUUUCAUCCAGACUCCAGCCAUGAAGAAGCAGCUGGAGCGCCACCUUCCUUCCCCCCCGACCCUGGACAGCAUCAUCACGGAGUACCUGAGGGAACAGCACGCCCGCUGCCCCAACCCCGUCACCACCUGCCCGCCCUUCUCGCUCUUCACCCCCCACCGCUGCCCCGAGCCCAAGCAGAGGAGGCAGGCGUCGCCCAACUUCACGGCCCGCCUGGGAAGCCGAGUGCUGUACCCGAAAUACGAAGGCGUGGACCGAGGCUGCCUGGACAGACAUCUGAUAUUCAGCCGGUUUCGGCCGAUGUCGGUGUUCCACGAGGCCGACGGAGACGAGAGCGGUUUCACCUGUUGUGCCUUCUCAGCCCGCGAGCGUUUCCUGAUGUUGGGAACGUGCUCGGGUCACCUCAAACUCUACAACGUCUUCUCCGGAGAGGAGACGGCCAACUACGCCUGCCACACGUCAGCCAUCACACACCUCGAACCCUCCAGAGACGGGAAGCUGCUGCUGACCUCCGCUUCUUGGAGCGUCCCAUUGUCUGCUCUCUGGACGAUGGACAGCGUCUUUGGCAUGAAGAACUCAUUUGUAGACGAUCACUACGUCGAAUUCAGUAAACUCUCUCAGGACAGAGUCAUCGGCACCAAGGACCAAAUCGCCCACAUCUACGACAUCCAGACGGGCCAGAAGACCCUGACCCUGAACGACCCCGGCCUCGCCAACAACUACAAGAGGAACUGCGCCACCUUCAACCCGACGGACGACCUGGUGAUGAACGACGGCGUGCUGUGGGACGUCCGGGCGUCGCGCGCCAUUCACAAGUUCGACAAGUUCAACAUGAACAUCAGCGGAGUUUUCCACCCAAACGGCCUCGAGGUCAUCAUCAACACGGAGAUCUGGGACUUGAGGACGUUCCACCUGCUGCGCACCGUCCCAGCGCUGGACCAGUGCAGACUGGUCUUCAACAGCAACGCCACCAUCAUGUAUGGAGCCAUGCUGCAGGCCGAUGAUGAAGAUGACGCGAUGGAUCGGCAGAUGAAGAGUCCGUUCGGUUCUUCCUUCAGAACGUUCGAUGCCACCGACUACAAGCCGAUCGCCACCGUGGACGUAAAGAGGAACAUCUUUGACCUGUGUACCGACACCAAAGACUGCUACCUGGCUGUCAUCGAGAAUCAGGACACGGUGAGUUUGGACACGGUGUGCCGUCUGUACGAAGUCGGCCGACACAAGCUGGUAGAGGAAGGAGACGACGAUGAUCAGGACGAUGAAGACCAGGAUGACGAUGAUUCCUCUGACUCGGACGAUGAUGAUGACGAUGAUGAUGAUAUCGACACGGACCCGCUCAUCGAGGAACUGGCCAAUAACAACGAUGAUGAUGACGGAGAGAGAAUGAACUCUCCCACAGAGCAAGAGAUCGCGGAACUUCUCGGCGGCAGCAACAGCGACGAAGGAAACGAUGAAGAUGAAGACAACGAUGAUGACUCUGAAAACUCAGAUUUUGACGAUGAUGACGACGACGGAUCCGACAUCAUCGACUGUAAGUAA